AAACGCUUCCUAUAUAAAUUCACUCCGACUGUAAUUUGGAAGGCAGAAGCUGCUCUGCUGAAACGAGAAAGAGCGAACCUCCCCUCCCUGGCUCGCCGGAAUAAUCCCAAUUUCCAGUAAUCCAAUAGAAAUGAUCGUUUUUCCGGCGAAUUCCGUUUCCAAGCUGACCUAGUAAUCUGCCGAAUAGCGUAGAGAAAGGGGGGAAUCUCAUUUUCGUUUUGCCAACUUGGGUUAAGGAGAAUUCCAUUAUUUGUUGGUGGUCAUGCCGUACCGUGUUCGUGAAAAUCUAUUCAUCGGCAACAUCAGCGAUGCAGCAGAGAUUCUCCAAAAUGGUAGCACAGAGAUCACGCAUAUUCUAUCGCUUCUUAGUUCAGCGUCAAUAUCGUUUUUCUUCGAAUGGAAGGGUUUAACAAUUCCCACCACGGAAAUUAAGAAGGUGUAUGCUGGCGGGUCUGGUGGUGCCUCGGCUUCCGAGGGUGAUUCCGGUGACGGGAAAAAAAGUUGUUCAGCGUCCGAUAAGCUUCUGUACUUGUUGGAAUAUGCAGGCAAGGAUUUGAAGCUGGUGAGAAUGGGGGUUCCACUAAGAGAUAUGGAGAAUGAAGAUUUGUUGGAUCAUUUGGACGUGUGUUUGGAUUUUAUUGAUAAGAGUAGAAAAGAGGGGUCUGUUUUGGUCCAUUGCUUUGCUGGCGUGUCUAGAAGUGCAGCUAUCAUUACAGCAUACCUGAUGAGAACAGAACAUCUAUCACAAGAAGAUGCAUUAAACUCCCUGCGGCAAAUCUGCAAGUCUGUUUGCCCCAACGAUGGUUUUCUUGAUCAGCUAAAAAUGUAUGAGAAUAUGGGCUUCAAGGUGGAUCAUGCCAGCCCCAUAUAUAGGUCCUUUCACCUGAAAGUAUUAGGUGAAUCUUAUCAUCGUGGGAAUAGAAUAGACAGUUCUAUAUUUGGAGCAGAUCCUGGUGUGGCUACUGAAGUUGCCUCUGGAGUGGAAGCAACUUCAAAUGAAGGAAAAACUGUUAAACCAGCUUUCCGCUGCAAGAAAUGUCGAAGAGUUGUUGCAUUGCAGGACAAUGUUGUGGAUCACAUUCCGGGUGAGGGAGAGCAAUCCUUCGGCUGGCGCAAGCGAAAAAGUAGCAACUCAUAUAACAAGUCUGAGGAUUCUGAAUCUGAAUGUUCAUCCAUUUUUAUUGAGCCUCUAAAGUGGAUGGCAGCAGUCGAAGAAGGUGCAAUGGAAGGAAAGUUGUUCUGUGUGCAUUGCGAGGCUCGCUUGGGUUACUUCAAUUGGGCAGGCAUCCAAUGCAGUUGCGGAAGCUGGAUCACCCCUGCCUUCCAGCUCCAUAAAAGCCGAGUUGACGUCAGCACCAUCUAAUAUCUGUCAAAAAAAAAAGGAGAAAGGGUCCAAUACCUAUCCAAGGAAUAUUUAGAACUUUAGUAGUGCCAGGAUACCGUGUAACAAGGUAUAAAAUUUCAGAGACAAUCAGCUAUCCACAGAGGAAAAGGACUCUUGUUUAUCAAGUUUUUCAUACUGUGUACUGAGGUUUCAAUUGAGCAGUUGCGGCCUGCAGCUAGAAAAAUGCAGUGUUGAUCUGUCUCAUAUAAGAUUUUGGAGAUUCGGGUUUUGUUUUUCGUUCUUUCGUACGGGAGCUCAGUUGGUGACUGAAAAUGUUUCCAUGGAGGUAUGUUUGGCAUGAACUGUUAUGGUUACAACCAGAAUUCAAGUCUGCUUUUUAUCUCACUUGAUUGAUGUAGGGCAUGUAAUAACAUGAUAAGGUGGUACACGAAAGUACAAAAUAACCUUUUCAUCUGUUUGUGUUCAAAGUUCAUGAUGUUUGGUUAAAAUGGUCCA
Molecule: messenger RNA, 1840 nt
Organism: Malus domestica (apple)
Lineage: Eukaryota; Viridiplantae; Streptophyta; Magnoliopsida; Rosales; Rosaceae
Biological process (GO): protein dephosphorylation
Molecular function (GO): protein tyrosine/serine/threonine phosphatase activity
Source: RefSeq, a predicted model, not a curated record